AUGCCUAACCAUAUUCACACUGUGUUAAUAGCGGCUGCCGUGUGUACGAAAGCGGGGAAAACAAUCGUUUCCAGACAGUUUGUGGAAAUGACCAAGGCUCGCAUCGAAGGGUUGUUGGCCGCGUUUCCGAAGCUAAUGACUUCUGGCAAACAACACACAUUCGUUGAAACGGAUUCCGUGCGCUACGUGUAUCAGCCGCUGGAAAAGUUAUACAUGUUGCUGAUCACCACGAAGGCAAGCAACAUUCUGGAGGAUCUAGAAACGCUUCGGCUGUUCUCGAAGGUGAUUCCGGAAUACUGCCGUUCACUGGAGGAGAAAGAAAUCAUCGAAAAUGCGUUCGAUUUGAUCUUCGCCUUCGAUGAAAUCGUUGCGUUGGGAUAUCGCGAGAGCGUCAAUCUAGCGCAGAUUAAAACGUUCGUCGAGAUGGACUCGCACGAGGAAAAAGUUUACCAAGCGGUACGACAAACCCAGGAACGGGAAGCGAAGCAAAAGAUGCGUGAACGCGCGAAGGAACUACAGCGUCAGCGCAUGGAGAUGAAGAAGAGUCAAUCGGGAGGACGUGGUGGUGGCAGUGCUUCGGGAGGUUUUGGCAACAGUUUCAGCAGCAGUGGUGGUAUAUCUAGUGACAGUAUUUCAUCGCUCAGCACACCGUCGGCUAACAUAGCCGAAAUAAACAAGCCUGCACCAGCUGCUGCAAAAUCAACUGCUCCUCGGAAUGCGCUUAAACUGGGUGGAAAAUCUCGCGAUGCAGACACCUUCGUCGAUCAACUCAAGAACGAAGGCGAAAAGGUGGUUUCCACCCCACUGCCAACUGCGGCCUCAUCGGCCUCUGCAAAGGCGAAGCCAGUCUCUGACGUACCGAUGGAUUCCGUGCAUUUGCGCAUGGAGGAUAAGGUGGUGAUUCGUAUUGGCCGCGAUGGAGGAUUGCAAACGUUCGAGCUGUCUGGAUUGCUUUCGUUGCGUAUAUCGGACGAAAAGUAUGGCCGUAUCAAAGUACAGUUGGAUAAUACGGACCAGCGCGGCAUUCAGCUGCAGACACAUCCGAACGUGGACAAAGAGCUGUUCCGCAGCGCGAAUCAGAUUGGGUUGAAAAAUCCGGCCAAGCCAUUCCCGCUGAACACGGACGUUGGUGUACUGAAGUGGCGCUAUCAGACACAGGAUGAAUCUGCCGUUCCGUUGACUAUUAAUUGCUGGCCAUCGGAAAAUGCAGAAGGUGGAUGCGAUGUGAAUAUUGAGUAUGAACUGGAGCAUACUCGGUUGGAGUUGCAGGAUGUUUGCAUAACGAUUCCUCUACCAAUGGGUAUUACGCCAUCGAUUGCCGAGUGCGAUGGUGACUACAAUCAUGAUUCGCGGAAGAAUCAAUUGCUGUGGAAUCUUCCGGUUAUUGAUGCUUCCAGCAAACAGGGCUCGAUGGAAUUCAGUGUACCCAGCUCCAUUCCGGGUGACUUUUUCCCGCUUGAUAUAUCAUUUUCAUCAAAAAUUCCCUAUGCCGAGCUAGCACCCGCGAAAGUAAUGCUGGUAGAAGACGGUAGCGAUGUGAAGUUCUCGGCCGAAACAGUUUUCUAUACGGAUAAGUUUGAAAUAGUGUAA
This is a messenger RNA of Anopheles marshallii, 1590 nucleotides long. It is a transcript of the gene deltaCOP, whose product is annotated as coatomer subunit delta. The transcript is spliced from 8 exons. Gene Ontology annotation, cellular component: cytosol; COPI vesicle coat. The coding region runs from base 1 to 1590 and encodes 529 amino acids. The record is from RefSeq and is a predicted model, not a curated record. Lineage: Eukaryota; Metazoa; Arthropoda; Insecta; Diptera; Culicidae. Gene Ontology annotation, biological process: endoplasmic reticulum to Golgi vesicle-mediated transport; Golgi localization; retrograde vesicle-mediated transport, Golgi to endoplasmic reticulum.